Messenger RNA from Synchiropus splendidus (mandarinfish), 970 nucleotides. Its product is annotated as ubiquitin thioesterase OTUB2-like. Gene Ontology annotation, molecular function: cysteine-type deubiquitinase activity; ubiquitin binding. The record is from RefSeq and is a predicted model, not a curated record. Gene Ontology annotation, cellular component: nucleus. The coding region runs from base 189 to 872 and encodes 227 amino acids. Gene Ontology annotation, biological process: negative regulation of double-strand break repair; protein K48-linked deubiquitination. NCBI's taxonomy places the organism in Eukaryota, Metazoa, Chordata, Actinopteri, Syngnathiformes, Callionymidae. The transcript is spliced from 6 exons.
UCUCGAUCUAGUAUUUUAAAACACCCCGGGGUUAAGCCAUCAAAUAUACACACAUUCCACAACGUUCCUGAAUUAGAAUUAUUUUUAUUUGAAUCGAAACGCCGUCGACACUCACGCCUGCGCAGUAGGACCAUCGCUACUGUCCCUUUAAGAGAGAAACACGUGGUAUACGUAAACAUCCGCUCUCUAUGGAGGCCGACGGACUGAUCACACCCACGGAAGAUGUCUCCACGGUUUUCCAAGCUGACAAACUGGCCGCCAAAUACGAUGAGCUGAGGCAGCAGUUUUCGUCGCUGCGACGUGUGCGAGGAGACGGCAACUGUUUCUACCGAGCCUGCUGCUUCGCCUACCUGGAGUCCAUCCUGCAUGACAGCAGAGCGCUGCAGAGGUUCAAAGACAGAAUCGUCUGCAGCGCUGCCACCUUGUUGCUGGCCGGUUUCGAAGAAAGCUCUUUCAAAAAGCACCUCAACACCCUGGUCCACGUGGUGGAGCAGUGCCAGACCGACCGACAGGAAGCGGUUCUGUUCCAGCUCUUCAACGACAAGAAGACCUCGGACAGCGUGGUCCAGUUCCUGCGGCUGCUGACGUCAGCUCACCUGCAGAACCACGCCGACGACUUCUGCAACUUCGUGGAGGCUCCCAGCCUCCAGGUCUACUGCCGACAGGAGGUGGAGGUCAUGGCGAUGACGUGCGACCACGUGGACAUCCUGGCGCUCACACAGGCGCUGGACUUCUGCAUCCACAUCGUGUCCAUGGAGGCCGGCGGGCAGAAGCUGCUCCACCACUGCGUCCCAGAGGACGGUCAGCCGGCCCUGCACCUCCUCUACCAGACGUCCCACUACAACAUCCUCUACCCGAAAUCCCCCACCUGACCUCUCUCUGGACACAAACACUGAGUAAAGACUCCAAAAAGGCUUGUUUUUAUGUCAAACUUGAUCACCAUAAACAACAUUCUGUUUCUUAAAUACAC